Urocitellus parryii (Arctic ground squirrel) is the source of this 2487-nucleotide messenger RNA. It is a transcript of the gene Exoc3l1, whose product is annotated as exocyst complex component 3 like 1. The record is from RefSeq and is a predicted model, not a curated record. Gene Ontology annotation, molecular function: SNARE binding. Gene Ontology annotation, cellular component: exocyst. NCBI's taxonomy places the organism in Eukaryota, Metazoa, Chordata, Mammalia, Rodentia, Sciuridae. Gene Ontology annotation, biological process: exocyst localization; exocytosis.
GAAGUGGAAGAGAGGCUUCCUUGGGGAGAGGAAUUCUGCUGUUGUGUGCCAGAGUGGUUGGAGUCACCCAGGCCCAGUGAACAGUGAAGGGCGUGCCCAGUUCUGCCAGGGCUAGAGGGUCAUUCUCAAGGUCAAGGCUGUUUGUGGAGGAGGGAGAACUGGACAUCUGGUCAAGUCUGAUCCUCAUCCUUGCUCCCACUUCAUUUCCRACUCCUCCAGACCCGUGAUGGACUCAGCGGCCAAGGACAAAAUGAAGCCUGCACUUCCCUGUGGCUUUUCUUGCUCAGGGCCUGAGUGGCCAGAGCAGGAGAGGGCAGAGCAGCUGGCCAGGGGUGCAGCACUCAAGUGGGCCUCAGGCAUCUUCUACCGGCCAGAACAGCUGACCAGGCUGGGCCAGUACCGCAGUCGAGAGGUGCAGCGUACUUGCUCCCUAGAAGCCCGUAUUAAGUCAGUGGUGCAGUCAUAUCUGGAAGGUGUGCAGACUGGUGUGUGGCAGCUGGCCCGUGCCCUUGAGGCUGUGCAGGGAACCCGUGAAGCCCUGAGCCAGGCCCACGAGUUGCUCAAGAGUAUGGCCCAGGCUUCACAGAGCCUAAAGCCCCUUCGGGAGCAGGUUUCCCAACACAAGCAACUACAGGCCCUGUCUCAGUUGCUGCCCCGGCUGCAGGCAGUGCCGGCUGCAAUGGCCCACACGCAGACCCUGAUUGAUGCCCAGAGGCUCUUGGAGGCAUAUGUGAGCCUGCGGGAAUUGGAGCAGCUGCAAGAAGAGACAUGGGCACCUUUGGGGGGCCUUGAGUUGCCAGUCUUCCAGGGCCUGGGCCUUCUGGCUGAGGCACUGAGCCAGGCUGUGGAGACAGCUGCAAUGGCUGCCAGGAAGCUGGCACGGGAAGAUCCAGCCCUGCUGGUGGCUGCUAUUCGUGUGGCAGAAGUGGAGGCUGGGCGCACAACUCCUGUGGGGCAGGCUCCCCGAGACUGGCGGCAACGCUGUCUGCGUGCACUACAGAGAGGCCUGGAGCAAGUCCACUUUUCAACAACCACACUUCCUGAACCAGGAGCCCUAGCAAGGUGGCUGGAGGCUCUGCAAGUGGCCCUGCCUGCUGAGUUGGYCACAGCAGAGGCACUAGUAGCACCCUGUUGCCCACCACACUACAAAGUGGUGCAGCUCUGGGCCCACACCCUGCACAAUGGCCUGCGCCGCAGCCUGCAGCAACUCCUUGCAGGGCCUGAGCUGGGAGCUGCUGAUGCCUUCGCCUUGUUGCAUUGGGCACUGCACGUGUACUUGGGGCAGGAAAUGAUGGGGAGCCUGGAGUUGGGGCCUGAGGCUGAUGUUUCCCAGCUGGAGCCCCUCCUGACCUUGGAGAACAUUGAACAGCUGGAGGCAACAUUUGUGGCCAAAGUCCAGGCAAGUGUGGCCCAGUGGCUGCAGAAGGCACUGGAUGGGGAAAUAGCUGAGUGGGGCCGGGAGCAAGAGCCCAACACAGACCCAUCUGGCUUCUACCACUCACCAAUGCCAGCCAUCGUACUGCAGAUCCUGGCUGAGAACAUUCGUGUGACCAGCCUGGUCAGUGAGUCGCUACAGCAGCGGAUGCAUGGCAUGGCACUGUCAGAACUGGGCGCAUUCUUGAGGAGCUUCAGUGAUGCUCUAAUCCGAUUCUCCAGAGAUCACCUCAGAGGGGAAGCCAUGGCCCCUCACUAUGUGCCCUACCUCCUGGCCGCCUUCAACCACCAAACAGCAUUGAGCUCCUCAGUGUCCAGCCUGCAACCUGACGGAGUGGCUUCAGGGAUCUUGGCUCCCAUAGAAGCCGCGCUGGAUGAGUUGCAGAGGAGGAUCUGCCGUCUGGUAUUGGAGGCACUGCAAGUGGAGCUCCAGCCUCUGUUUGAGUCUGUGCCCUCGCGCCGGUGGCUGUCGAGCUCUGAGUUGCUGGACUGUGUGUGCAAUCAGACGUCGCGCUUCUGCCGGGAUUUCUGGCGCGUGAGGAGCCCCGCGGUUAAACUGCUGUUGGCAGAGGCAGAGCGCACCGUGGUAUUGCAGUACCUACGAGCGCUGAUGCAAGGCCGCCUAGUGUGCCGGGAUGCAGACGAACGGACCCAAGCUGCCGAGCGUCUGCGGCACGAUGCCGCCCAGCUUAAGGAGCUUUUCCUCGGUUUGGGUCUGGAGGAGAACUCGCAUUGUGCGCCGGUGCUGCUCGCCUUGAGGGAGUUGCUGAACCUGCGGGACCCCACGCUGCUUGGCCUUGAGGUGGCAGGCCUGAGGCAACAAUUUCCCGAYGUGAGCGAGGACCAUGUCUCUGCCCUUUUGGACCUGCGUGGGGACGUGUCCCGAGAGCAGCGUCAGGCUGCACUCAUCUCCUUGCAGGACGGCUCGCCGCCUUCGCCCCUCACAGGCCACCGUGCACUCUUCAGCCUGGUGCCAGCGCCUACGCCCUCCUUCUCCUCGUGUCUUCCCUCGGGGCCCUGCUCUUGAAGCUCCCGUGCAUGCAGAAUAAAAUA